Cannabis sativa is the source of this 1764-nucleotide messenger RNA. Its product is annotated as receptor-like protein kinase THESEUS 1. Gene Ontology annotation, biological process: protein phosphorylation. The transcript has 7 exons. Gene Ontology annotation, molecular function: protein kinase activity; ATP binding. The record is from RefSeq and is a predicted model, not a curated record. Bases 137 to 1537 code for a protein of 466 amino acids. Lineage: Eukaryota; Viridiplantae; Streptophyta; Magnoliopsida; Rosales; Cannabaceae.
CAUUAAUAGUUUCGUCAUGACAACUAAAAUGAAUCAAAGAUGACAAAGGAGUGAGUUGAAUUGAGUUGAGUUCAGUAUAUAGUUAAUAGUAACAACAUACAUUACAAAUAAAACUAAUAUUUGGUUUAGGUGAGAAAUGGGCAUUAAUGCAAGAUUACUUGGUGAUGAAGACAAAGUGAAAAUGGCUAUAAUUACUUCACCUUCAUCAGCUACAACAACUGAUCAUAAUAAUUCUAAUAAUCAUGAUGGCAAGAAGCAUUUAUGGGGAGGAAUUGGUAUUGGCAUUUUGACAGUGUUUUUGGUUGCCUUCUUAUUCUACCUUUUCAGAAAAAAGAUAAUCCCAGCUCUUAAAAAACGCCAAUCACCUCUCUACAACAUCACAAAAGAAAUAGUGAAAGAAGAGAAGACAAUACUUAGGAAAUUUGAGUUUGAGGAAGUAGUGAAAGCAACCAAUAAUUUCAGUAGAGAAUGCUUGUUGGGUUCUGGUGCUUUUGGGAAUGUUUAUAAAGGAACUUUUGAUGUUCAAGCAACUCUGGCCAUUAAGAGGCCCCAUAAUCACUCAUGUCAGACUGUUGAAGAGUUUAGAAAUGAGGUGAGGCUACUUUCAAAAGUAAAACAUAGGAACUUAGUUGGUUUAGUUGGAUAUUGUGAAGAACCAGAACCAAAAGGGUCAAAGAUGUUGAUUUAUGAGUAUGUUCCCAAUGGUUCUCUACUCGAGUUCAUUACAGGAAAAUCAGGGAUUAGCUUAAGUUGGAAGCAGAGAGCAAAUAUAGCUAUUGGAGCAGCAAAAGGAAUUGCACAUUUGCAUGAAGGGACUAAGCCAAGUAUAAUCCAUAGAGACAUAAAGCCAAGCAAUAUCUUAGUAGGUGAUGAUUUUGAAGCAAAGGUUUCUGAUUUUGGACUAGUGAAAUCUGGGCCAACUGAUGACCAAUCACAUGUUAGCAGCCUAGUCAAAGGAACACCAGGAUACCUUGACCCUGCAUAUUGUUCAAGCUUUCACUUGUCUACAUUCAGUGAUGUCUUUAGCUUUGGUGUUAUCCUUUUGCAGCUUAUCUCUGCCCGUCCUGCAAUUGAAUCAACUAAAAUGCAUUCUAAUUAUCAUAUCAUAGAUUGGGCAAGGUCUAGCUUAGAAAGUGGAAAAGUUGAGGACAUUAUAGAUGUUAAUCUACUCUCAGAGCCUUGCAACAUGAAGAUGAUGCUAAUGAUGGGGAGACUUGGUCUGAGAUGUGUAGCACAUGUACCGAAACAACGGCCUACAAUGACUCAAGUUUGGCAAGAACUGGAAAAAGCUCUUUACAAGGCUGAAAACCCCAUGAAAAAACAGCUUUCUUUUUCUUGGAAUUCAAGAAAAUCCAUGGAUUAUGAGUACUCUCAUAGCAGCUUUGUGAGCAUAAAUGAGAUUGGAUUCCAAAGAUUUCAUGUAGAGAUGGAGAGUCUCUCCUUUCAGAGCACUGUCUUGAGGUGUUUGGAGGAUAAUAGUAUUAGUAUAGAUAUUGACAAGAACACUUUUGAAGGUAUAUAUGAGGAGCAAAAGUAAAGACAGUUGUUUGCUGAUCUAGUGGAGUUUGUGUCAGUCAUUUUUUCCAUGGAUUCUUUUCUGUGGGUGGAGAAGAAAAGGGUUUUGUCUGAUUGUGGUGGCACUUUGUCAAUUGAACAGGCCAAGAAAGAUACUUGAUUCUCAAGUACAGUGAGUAUAUUAUAUAAAUUCAGACAUUAUCAUAAGCUAAUUUGAACAAACAAUAUUUAUUUUAAAAUCAAGAAAAA